AUGGGCCACUUUCUUGUCCAAGGAUGGUUCCUCGCUGCAGUAUGCCUGCAAACAGGUCUCGCAUGGACUCCCAUUCCUCAAGCUAUUGAGCCAUCUUCUGAGCCAACUUUGGCCCCCAGUUCUACUCCAGUAGCUGGACAUCAUCAUCACCACCACCAUUGGACAUACCCAUCCCGGCCUUUGCCCAGUCGUGCACCAUGCCGCGCUCGCUCCUCAUCGGCGAUUCCUUCUUCGUCUGCCACUCCUUCUUCCAAGGCAAUUGCCUCAUCGUCUAUCGUGGUGGUGGUAGCCUCGUCCAGUGCGAUUGUGUCAUCAUUGCCGACUCCUGCCCCUCAUACAAGACCAAUUCAUAGUGCCUCGCCUCUACCCCAAGGCAGUACUCGCAGGCCUUUGACUCGUCCCAGCUCAAGCAUUGCUUCCUCUGCAAUUAUCUCUACCCCCGUAGGCGCUGCUUCGACUCCCAUUGUCAACACCCUUGUUCAAUCUGGAGUCAUCUCAACCCCCGUGGGCGCUGCUUCCACUCCACUUGCCCAUACCAUUGUUCCCUCUGCACCAAGCUCUGUUCCCUUUGUGUCUCCCCAAUCAAGUGGAUCGUCCCCCCAAGGAACUACUGUUGGAUCUCAAGGUGGCGCUUCUGCUUCUAUUCCUGUGGCCGGAACUUCAGCUGUUCUUUCUGCACCAAGCACCAUUGGUCAAGGCUCUUCUCAAUCAACUGCUCUUUCUCCCAAUGGUGCCACCACCAAGCUUGGAUCAACUGGACCCCAAGACAGCUCCUUUGCUGCUGUUGUUACCUCUACUCCUACACUUUCCGGAGCUGCCCAGUCGACUGUUUCUUCUGGAUUCUCCACAUUGGACUUGACCACUUCAACUGUUCUUUCUACUCGCACUGCCACAAUCACUGCCUGCCCUACUACUGUUCCCAACUGCCCCGCAACGGCCAAGACAACCUUUGUGACCACUGAGACCAUUGUAGUGUCUACCACUAUUUGUCCUGUGAUCGAAGCUGCCGAUGCCACAAAAACCCCGCCCAACCCUGCAUCCAUCACUGGAUCUAGCGAGAACGGCAAAGGAAAUAAUAGCUCAGACCUGACUACCUCCACAGUCUACAGUACUCGCACUGCCACCAUCACCGCAUGCCCGUCCUCGGUGACAAACUGCCCCCUGCGGUCAAAGACUACCUAUCUGACCACUGAGACUCUGGUUGUUUCCACUACUAUUUGCCCUGUGUCAGAGGCUACUGCCACCGGCGCUUCAGCAACAGCCAAGCAGACAUCUCCUGUUGUCACUGGUAUGUCCGGCAAUGGUGCCGACUCAGAGCUUACUACCUCUACCGUAUACGCUACGCACACUGCGACAGUCCUUGCUUGUCCCGAGUCCGUUGCUGACUGUCCUCUGCGGUCAAAGACUUUGUCGGCAACUACCCAGACAGUUGCUGUUGCUACAACAGUUUACUCGGUUGAUUUUGUUCACACUACAGUGCCGGGUGGCUCUGGUGCUGGUGCUGGCUCUGGAUUCAACUCUGGAUAUAACUCUGGAAUUGACUCAAACUCUGGUUCAAGCUCCAGCUCCAGCUCAGCUGGGAACGCAAAUGCAGUCUCUAACGCCGGCUCCGGUGCAGAGGCAGUGCACACCACCACUAUUGCCGUCGAGUCAUGCUCUGAUGACAACACCUGCACUGGAUACAUCAACACCAUUCUGAUGACGCAAACCAGCACUGCUCAAUCUACUGCGGCUCCAACACCGUUUAAGCCUCACUGGAGUACUAGUGUUGGAUCCAACACUGUCUCGGUCCCGAGUAGCCAGUCCAGUGGAAUGACCACCACUACCAUUUCUGCCACUACCGGCGCUGUCAGCCCCGUGUACACUGGAGCUGCAUCUGCCCAGAUCAAGCAGUCUUUCAAAUUAGUCUUGGGCACUGCUAUGGCGGUGUUUGUGGCAGUCCUUGUUUAG
Molecule: messenger RNA, 1950 nt
Organism: Penicillium brevicompactum
Lineage: Eukaryota; Fungi; Ascomycota; Eurotiomycetes; Eurotiales; Aspergillaceae
Exons: 1
Coding region: 1-1950 (649 amino acids)
Source: RefSeq, a predicted model, not a curated record